Molecule: messenger RNA, 816 nt
Organism: Heterobilharzia americana
Lineage: Eukaryota; Metazoa; Platyhelminthes; Trematoda; Strigeidida; Schistosomatidae
Source: the annotation of a GenBank genome assembly
GAUUUUUGUACUGCACUUGCUGAUCGUUACUACAAACAGCAUAUUUUAAAACAAGCAAUAGUAGAAUGGAAACAGUUUAUGGAGUGUACAUGGAAACAGAGGAAUUUUCGACGAUUGACGCUAGAAGCCCAAUCUGAAUGUAUCAAAAUUACGAAAGAGUUUAAUCAAAAAAUCCUUCAGUUGGAGACUGAAUUAAAAGUUAGUCAAAGUGAAUUAGAAUCAGUGAAAGCAAAACAAGCCAGUGAACAAGCUGCUUUAAAAACAGCUUUAAUGCGUGGUGUAUGCGCGUUGAAUAUGGAAACGAUGGCUGUCUUCAAUGAAACUUUACCUAAUUUGAAUAGAGGGAAUGAAGAUAAGAAGCCAACUUUUAAGAUGACAAAUUUAAAAGAAGAACAGAAUUCAACAGAUGAUCCUCUACUUUUACCCCAAUUCACAUCAAAGAAGUUAGAUAAUAAUUUUCAACGGGAUAAAACUAUGUAUAAUCAAUCAUCAGAGAAUAUGAUUUUGAACUUACAAACUGAUCAUACUGUACAAUCCACUCAUCAAAGUAGUGAGUAUACACAAAUUUUAGCCUUAAUGCUACAGCAUACACAUGGAUAUUAUACUGGAUUUCAUGAAGAGAGUAGAUUGAAUCCUGUUGAAUCAUGGCCAAGAGAUAAGUUAAACAAUUUUGAAUCGUCUUAUUGUAAUGGAGGUAGAAAAGAUAAAUAUGGUAUACCGUUGAAUCAUUCAACUGAAAUAUGUGAACGUUGGUUAGGCCAUCAAGUAAGUGAUAAUUUAGUUAGUCUUCCAUGCUAUGAUCUAUUGAUGAGUUAA